GAAAUAAACACUCGGCAUCAGAAGAGGGGAGGUGGGAAUACAGCUUUCGUGUGCGAUCCUUGAUCCUCACAUCAGUAGCAGCAGCAGCAGCAUCGCGAACAUACAGUUCAGUAGCGUAGUCACUUUCCCUCGGUACAUCGACAAUCAUCGCUCGGCACGUGUUUAGUGGUGUGCAUACUAACGCAAGUUUCAAACAGUAAGCAUGAAGGCGGACAAACCGGACACAACCCCCUGGGAUCAGUUGGAGCAGCUGGUAAAGGAAACGCGCAACUUCCUCACCGAGUACGACGACAUUGUGCUGCACAAAGAGCUCUACCGCACGCUGUUCAUGUAUCACCUGACUUAUUUACGGGAUGAGGUGAUACAGUUGAUGAAAAAAUUUACCACCUUACCGAAAGACGUCGCCGAGGAGAAGGAAAUUGACUGCUGUGGGGUAAUGUACCAUGAUAAAGAUGCCUUCAAACAACACUACGAGGCAGCUCACAAUAAGAAAGUUCUCCAGUCUGCUUCCAUGUGUGAGGUAAAACUCCUACUCACACACACGCACUUAUUGUUCGAUAGGUGUUGCAUAUAUUCUAUACUUUGCUUGUUGUCCUUUCUUUCAAUAGCUGAAAAUGUCUCUCACAAAAAUUUCAUUCUUCGAGCGACACCUGCAAGACUACAUACUGGGAGGUUCCGUUUCGAGCUGUGAACUUUUGCUGAACUUGCGGCGAAUAUUGAGACGGUUGGAUCAUACGUUAGAGUUUUAACUAUUUUAUUACACGUAUAUUGUUAAUCCUAUCGAGCACAGAUUUUUAAUUGAAUAAACAAUGAAUAUCCUCUUA
This is a messenger RNA of Anopheles gambiae (African malaria mosquito), 824 nucleotides long. RefSeq lists its product as uncharacterized. NCBI's taxonomy places the organism in Eukaryota, Metazoa, Arthropoda, Insecta, Diptera, Culicidae. Bases 203 to 691 code for a protein of 162 amino acids. The record is from RefSeq and is a predicted model, not a curated record. The transcript has 3 exons.